UGCUAGGUAGAUUCAGAGGAAUCCCUCGUCUUUUGACUCGUCUGCGUACACGCAACCAGUCACGCGCAUACAGCCUCUACCUUGAUCAGCUGCAUCACCCGCUCUACUUUCCCCCCCGCCUUAGCUCAGACCCUUGCUCCUCCACCCCCCAAGUACCGGUACAUCACCUCUUGCACUCUCCCUACAUUCCCCGCUCCCUUCUCUCUUCUCCCUUCCAUCUGUCCCACCCAUCUCCCAUUCAAAAUGGCCUCUUCCUCGUCUUCGGGGAUGACGGGCUCCUCGGCUGCUAACCCACCUUCGCAUAAGCCAAAGAGGAAGAUCGCUGUGCUUGGCAGUAGGUCCGUAGGUAAAUCCUCUCUCACGGUCCGGUACAUCGAAGAUGCCUUUGUCGACUCGUACUACCCCACUAUUGAAAACGUCUUCAACAAGACGAUUCGGUACAAGAACAAGGAGUACGAUUGUGACAUCAUCGAUACUGCUGGUCAAGACGAGUACUCUAUCCUCAAUUCCCGCCAUGCAAUUGGAAUUCACGGGUACGUCCUAGUGUACUCCAUUGCCCUCAGGAGUUCCUUUGAGAUGGUACAGACCGUCUAUGAUAAGAUUCUCAACUAUACGGGUACAGAGACGGUACCAUGCGUGGUGGUAGGACAGAAGAGUGAUCUGCAUGUACAGAGGCAAGUUUCGGAAGAAGAAGGAAAGGCACUAGCGGAUUCACUAAAGGCGGCUUGGGUAGAGACGUCGGCGAGACAUAAUGCCAAUGUGGCAAAGGUAUUUGAGCUUAUGCUCUCACAGACUGAAAAGGGAACUACAGAGGGAGGACCAGAACCACAGCCCAGCAAGUGCAUCGUCAUGUAGAGAGUGGGAGGACCAAGGAAGGGAAGCAUACACAGGGCUUGAUGAGAUUGGAGAGGGCACAUAUGGGCUUGGCUUGGCGCAAGGGCGACGAGGGAAGAUCCCUUUCACUUCUUGUACCUACUCUACCACCAAUACUGCAGCGAGGAACGUCUCAACUCAGAGGCACUCGACCGUUUUUGCAAAGACUUAAUAUCCAUUCCCCAAUCGCACUUUACCC
Microstroma glucosiphilum is the source of this 1072-nucleotide messenger RNA. Its product is annotated as ras-domain-containing protein. Bases 244 to 855 code for a protein of 203 amino acids. The transcript is spliced from 2 exons. The record is from RefSeq and is a predicted model, not a curated record. Gene Ontology annotation, cellular component: plasma membrane. Gene Ontology annotation, biological process: small GTPase-mediated signal transduction. Lineage: Eukaryota; Fungi; Basidiomycota; Exobasidiomycetes; Microstromatales; Microstromataceae. Gene Ontology annotation, molecular function: GTPase activity; GTP binding; GDP binding.